Molecule: messenger RNA, 1178 nt
Organism: Aptenodytes forsteri (emperor penguin)
Lineage: Eukaryota; Metazoa; Chordata; Aves; Sphenisciformes; Spheniscidae
Gene: FCF1
Product: FCF1 rRNA-processing protein
Exons: 7
Coding region: 37-597 (186 amino acids)
Cellular component (GO): nucleolus; small-subunit processome
Source: RefSeq, a predicted model, not a curated record
CAGGGGAAGCAGAAGAAGGCGCGGAAGUACGCGGUCAUGAAGCGCAUGAUCAGCCUCCGGGACCAGCGCAUUAACGAGAAGGACCGGGCGAAAGCCCCCGUCAAGAAGAAAGAGGACCCGAGUGCCAUCAAGGAGCGGGAGGUCCCCCAGCAUCCCUCUUGUUUGUUCUUCCAGUAUAAUACACAGCUGGGCCCCCCUUAUCACAUCCUGGUUGACACUAACUUCAUCAACUUCUCCAUCAAGGCCAAGCUGGACCUAGUGCAGUCAAUGAUGGACUGUCUCUAUGCCAAGUGUAUUCCGUGUAUCACAGAUUGUGUAAUGGGUGAAAUUGAGAAGUUAGGACAGAAGUACCGUGUGGCGUUAAGAAUUGCCAAGGACCCUCGGUUUGAACGCUUGCCAUGUAUGCACAAAGGAACCUACGCCGAUGACUGCUUGGUACAGAGGGUCACUCAGCACAAAUGUUACAUUGUGGCCACAGUGGAUAAAGAGCUCAAGCGGAGAAUACGAAAAAUCCCAGGAGUGCCGAUAAUGUAUAUUUCCAGGCACAGGUACAAUAUUGAGAGGAUGCCAGAUGAUUACGGAGCUCCUCGAUUCUAACCCGUCCAGCCAAGCUAUCGACGCCAGGACUCUGAGCCAGGAUAAGGGUCCUUCUGGUUCCAACCCUCCUGCUUUCUUUUUUGCUGGGACUCUGCUUAUAGGACUGUGGGUGACAUUGGACUGACUUCAUAGCCUUGAUCUUCUAGGAAAAAGCUACUUGGAAGAGUCUGUUUUUAUUCAUCCUAGUUCUGACUUGGCCUGAUUACCUAUAGCUGGGAGAAGCAUAUGGGAAAGAGAGGACGGCAGUGCCCAGAACAUGCCUAACUCCCUCUUCAUUGGGAUGAUUGGAAAAAGUGAUUUCAGCAUUCUGAAUUAAAUAUUGGUGAUGCAACUCUGGCUGAGAAUGAAACCGCAGAAAUUUUAGAAGUUUCUUAUUGCUGCACCUGCAGCAGGACAAGUAUUCCUCUGGGAUAUGCCCUCACACCUGUCCCACAAGCAAAUUGGAAUCUGCAUUCUGGACAAAAGCUGCCAAAUCUGCACCAGCUGGUGUGCCUUCUCUGGACCAGUGGUCUGGAAAAUUUUAAUUCAGAAUUUAUGGGCUUUUAUUCAACUGUACAAUGAAUGAAGUUGGGUUAAGUGUC